Messenger RNA from Pyricularia pennisetigena, 2355 nucleotides. RefSeq lists its product as uncharacterized. Gene Ontology annotation, molecular function: protein binding. NCBI's taxonomy places the organism in Eukaryota, Fungi, Ascomycota, Sordariomycetes, Magnaporthales, Pyriculariaceae. The record is from RefSeq and is a predicted model, not a curated record. The transcript has 4 exons. Bases 1 to 2355 code for a protein of 784 amino acids.
AUGUCAUCGGGUGCCGCUGGGCUCGGGCAUGAGACGGCCCGGGGCCUUGACGCUCACGGCGGCGUCUCUGUUCGUUCUGCACGCGGCCAUCACCACGCGCCGUCGCUAGAUGCCAUCGCUACCCAGAAUACCGAGAUUGAGGACUCGCGAUCGUCGUCGUCGACCAACUCGCCCGUGCCCAACGAGAAUGAAGAAUCCGACUUUUUCCUUGGCGCCAACGAUUCCCAAUCGUCCCUCGGUGUCCCCAACCUGCAAGAUAUGCAAGUGACGGACGAUUAUGAUUGUCUGGCGGCGGUCAACAAACUUCCCAAUGAGAUUCUCAUCAGCAUCUUCUCGCGCCUCUCGUCGACGGCUGACCUGCGCAACUGCAUGUUGACAUGUAAGCGCUGGGCCCGCAAUACAGUCGACCAACUAUGGCACCGGCCAUCUUGCACUAGCUGGGACAGGCACGCUAUGAUCUGCCGAACCCUCACCAUCGAAUACCCAUACUUUUCCUACAAGCACUUUGUCAAGCGACUGAAUCUUGCCCAGCUGGCCGAGAAAGUCAACGAUGGAAGCGUCAUGCCUCUGGCCGUCUGCAACAGGGUCGAGCGCCUGACGCUGCCCAACUGCAAGGGCCUCACCGAUUCCGGCUUGACCGCCCUUGUCACGAACAACGAUCACUUGCUAGCGCUUGACAUGUCGGGAGUUGAGCAGGCUACGGAUGCCUCUAUACUUGCUAUCGCAGAGCACUGCAGGAGGCUCCAGGGCCUCAACGUCUCAGGAUGCAUCCGGAUCUCCAACGAGGCAAUGGCGGUUCUUGCCCAGAGUUGUCGAUACAUCAAAAGGUUAAAACUCAACGAGUGUAGGCAACUCGGUGACGAAGCUGUCUUGGCAUUUGCCGAGCAUUGUCCCAACCUACUCGAGAUUGAUCUCCUGCAGUGUCGACUGGUGGGAAAUGCGUCCAUUACUGCUUUGCUUUCCAAGGGACAGUCGUUGCGGGAACUCCGGCUUGUCUUUUGCGAACUCAUUGACGAUGGCGCUUUCCUUUCUCUGCCACGAAACCGGACCUACGAGCACUUGAGGAUCCUCGAUCUCACCUCGUGCAUACAAUUGACAGACCGCGCCGUGGAGAGAAUCAUCGAGGUGGCUCCGCGCCUUCGCAACCUAGUCCUCUCGAAAUGUAGGGCUAUUACGGACACGGCCGUCUACGCCAUCUCCCGACUGGGCAAGAACCUGCACUAUGUACAUUUGGGCCACUGCCAGAACAUAACAGACGAGGCCGUCAAGCGGUUGGUGCAUUGCUGCACUCGUAUCCGCUACAUUGAUCUCGGCUGUUGCAUCCACCUGACAGACGAGUCCGUCACAAAGUUGGCGACUCUUCCUAAGCUAAAGCGUAUUGGGCUGGUCAAGUGUUCUGGAAUCACGGAUGAGAGCAUUUUGGCACUUGCUAAGGCCAACCAGAAGCAUCGUCAGCGCCGAGACCAUCAAGGAAAUCCCAUUCACGGUUCUUUCCACAGCCAGAGCAGCCUUGAACGUGUGCAUCUAAGUUACUGCACCAACUUGACAUUGAGGGGAAUUAUUAAACUGCUUCAAGCAUGCCCUAAAUUGACACAUCUCAGCUUGACGGGCGUUCAGGCAUUCCUGAGAGACGACUUGGCUCAAUUUUGCCGCGAUGCACCUCAAGAGUUUACCGAGAACCAGCGCAACGUCUUCUGCGUCUUUUCGGGCCAAGGCGUUGUCAGCCUUCGUCGAUACUUGAAUACCAACUUGUUUGAUGACUUUCACGACAGACCUGCACGGCGUCAUUCGAUUCCGGGCGGCGGCGUGCACACCCACCCACCGGGUGCCGUUGCAGACCUUCACGCAACACUGGACGCAUCUUUUGACGACCAAGAACCCGACACUGUAGAUGACGACGCGGCAUACGAUGCAGACAUGGCGAUGGAGGGCGCGAUCCCACCGCCACCGCCUCCGCCACCCGCACCGGGCGCGCCCAAUAUCCAUUACCAAAGUGUAUUUCCCGGGUACAUAGCACCUGACGCAACCGCAACUCUCGAAGGCGGACUUGCCGGCCCGUCGCAUGGUAUUUCACAACAGGAAGGAUCCAACUCCGGCGCAAGUGGACUAAACGCCCCAAGGGCUGAUGUGUUUCCUGGCGGUUCGAACCAAUUUCUGAAUCACGACAGGGCCAGAGGUGUGUCAUCUCUGGCACAGACUCCCAUGAUGCAAGAUGAAGGCUUUACGGGUGUAAGCGGGUUGGAGGCCGGCAUGGCGGGUCCUACGCCGUCCACAAGUAUGGGAUCAAGACACAAUGUGGCCGAGGAUAUCAGUCCUGUGUCUUCCAACGGAAACACACCCGAGCCGCCUGCAUAG